CAAUACCUCAUUUUCCCGUCGCCAAACAAUUGAUUGAAUUAAUGUCAUUCACUGUGUAACGUUUAGAAUUGUCUCCGACGCUUUUCGACUUUUCGUUGACGAUACGUUCUUCCAGCAGAUGACUGGUCAUUGAUUUUUGAUCCGUGAAUACAGUAAGUAAAUACUAUAACUUACAAAAUGGCCGUCAGACGUACAGGACUUCUGACCGAAGAUUUAUCGCACGUCGAGUUCGAAACCAGCGAAGAUGUCGAAGUACUCACGACGUUCGAUAAUAUGAAGCUUCGGGAAGAUUUGGUUCGUGGGAUAUACUCGUACGGUUUUGAACGCCCAUCAGCUAUCCAACAAAGAGCCAUCAAGCCAAUGAUCAAGGGGCGCGAUGUCAUUGCCCAGGCUCAGUCAGGUACUGGUAAAACGGCUACAUUUUCUAUUGCGAUGUUACAAUCUAUAGACAGCCAGUUAAGAGACACUCAAGUGUUAUGUUUGUCGCCAACCCGAGAGCUUGCUGUACAAAUCCAAAAGGUUGUUCUAGCAUUGGGCGAUUAUCUUAAUGUUCAAUGCCAUGCUUGCAUUGGUGGUACUAACCUUGGGGAAGACUUAAGGAAAUUGGACUUUGGGCAACAUAUUGUUUCUGGUACUCCUGGACGUGUGUUUGAUAUGAUUAGACGCAAAGCAUUGCGUACUCGCAAUAUUAAGACAUUGGUGUUGGACGAAGCUGAUGAAAUGUUAAAUAAAGGAUUCAAAGAACAAAUAUAUGAUGUUUAUCGUUUCUUGCCUCCUGCUACUCAAGUUAUUCUAAUAUCAGCUACUUUACCGCAUGAAAUAUUAGAAAUGACAAACAAAUUUAUGACUGAUCCAAUAAGAAUCUUAGUAAAACGUGAUGAAUUGACACUUGAGGGAAUUAAACAGUUCUUUGUAGCUGUCGAACGGGAAGAAUGGAAAUUCGACACUUUGUGUGACUUGUAUGAUACACUUACUAUAACUCAAGCCGUUAUUUUCUGCAGUACUAAGAGGAAGGUGGACUGGUUGACAGAAAAAAUGAGGGAGUCAAAUUUCACAGUAAGUUCGAUGCAUGGAGACAUGCCACAAAAAGAAAGGGAUGCUAUAAUGAAAGAAUUUCGUGCUGGACAAACGAGAGUUUUGAUUACAACCGAUAUUUGGGCUCGUGGAAUUGACGUACAACAGGUUUCUUUGGUUAUAAAUUAUGAUUUGCCAAACAACCGUGAGUUGUAUAUACACAGGAUUGGCCGUUCUGGAAGAUUUGGACGCAAAGGUGUUGCAAUAAAUUUUGUUAAAAGUGAUGACAUAAGGAUCUUACGUGAUAUUGAACAAUAUUACUCGACACAAAUUGAUGAAAUGCCCAUGAAUGUUGCUGAUUUGAUAUGAAGACAUGGAAAAAAAUUAGCAUUAAAUCUUUUUCAAUAACAUUACAACUUUUACUAUAUUAUAAUUAAAUAUUCACUAAAGGAGAUUUUGUAUUUUAAUUUUUAGAACUUAUAUGAUAUUUACCAAUUAUAUUCUUAAUGUAAAUUUUUCAUAAUUAUGAUUUGAAAUGUAACACAUAAUUAAUUUUUCAUUAUUAAAACUAUUACAGAAUAAAAAUCUUUUCAUUGACAAUCUAAAAGAAUAAUGUUGUUAAAUAUAAUAAUUUCUAUUUUAGUGAUAAGUUAAAAUCAAUCAUAUUGAAUGAGACAGUAAAGGAGUGAAAUCAUACAAUGCAAGCUUGAACAUUUUGAGUCAUUUUUAUUCCCCAAAACAACAAUAAUUAGGGGUAAUCCAAAAUGGCCAUCUUGAUAGGUAAUCCCACUGCUCAGUGACUAAAAAUAAAUAAUUUUUUUUAAAUUCAGAUUUGUCAUAAUCAGGGUUUGGGACUUAUAGCAAUUAUGAAAUCAACAAAUUAAAUAACACUUAAUCCUUCACUAUAAGCACUUAAAAAUAUUAAAAUAAUCAAAAAAAGCAAGACAAAAAUUAUCAAACAUUUUUUUCUAUAUCAUCAUUUAAUUUUUAUACUUAAGACAUAAAAAAAAAUGCUGUCUAAAAAAUUCAAAAACUUUUAGCCUUUUUGAAAACAUUUAAACUCCUUUAUUAUACUUCUAAUAGAUUUGAUAAAUUUGGUUGUUUAGUAGAUAAGCUAACAAAUACGAGUCCCUGUGUUUAUUGCUAGGAAAUAUGAUAAAAGGAGGCAAAUUAUUUUUAGCUCAAGAUUACAGUAAACAAAAACAGAAAUGAACUAAAAUGUCUAGGUUUUUGUUAGUGGCAUAAGUCAUUAUAAAUAAUAAUUAAACAGAUAUAUGCAAAAAAUAAUUAGAAAACCUGGAAAUUAGCAUUUUUUUUUUCAAAAGUGACAAAAACACUCAAUUUCUCCGCCAUCUCGAGGACUAAAUUCUCCCAUCACAAGGUACCUUUAUAUAAAUAUCACGGCGCACUAGCGGCGUUCGUUCUGUUGAAGUGGUGGGAAUACUCAGCAAUAGACGAGUAUUGGUCACCGCCCAGAUGCUGGACAUAGUAUAGAUUUCAAAUCUGAAAAUGUAUUGUACAUAUUUGAGCAUAAAAUGAUUAUUAAAUAAAUCAGAAAUUAGAAAUAUUAAUUAGAAAUUUUCUAGGUUAAGUACCAUAUUUAUCAGAUAAGUAUGAUAUUGUUAAUUUUAAGUAUGUAGUACCAAUGAAAUCAGUUGACAUGGAAUCAAUAGAGUUGUCUUUAAAAAUUAUUAAAAAUACAUUGAUGGAUUGUCAAAGGUCUUUUAAAUGAAGCUAUUUAUAAUAUGCAAAGUCAGGUGUCUAAAUAUAGUUUUUUUUUGUUUCUAAUGCCAGGGUAAGUUUUUAAGGAAAGGAUUUUAAGUUUAUUUUUUAAAGUACCUAUUAUAUUAUAUUUUACUAUUUAACAUCUGUGCUCUAUUUAUUACAUUACAUAACAAUAUUUUAAUAUUUAUAUAUUUUCACAUAAUAUUGAUACAAUAAUAAUUAUUAUUUAUGUUACGCUAUCUGUCAGUAUGAGUAAGUAAUAAGUAUAAUAACAGAGCUGGAGGAGGGGGGGUUAAGUUAAAGAUAGUAAAAUGUGUUGUCAAGGAAACUUGCUGCCUGCCAAGUCAAUUUAAGUGAUGAAAAAAAUUAAAAUUUGAAUGAAGGAUGUAAAAAUGUCUUUUAAUUUUAGUUUUUAGCUUAAUAUGUUUGUCACAUUUCGGUUAGUUACUUAAAAUGUUAAUUGUUAACUGUAGUACAGAAUAGUAGUGUUGUAGAGUGUAUACUUUUUUGAAUAUUCAAUACUUUCAAUAUCAAUUAUUUUUGUAGUAUUUUAAAUACUUUUUUUUUGUAUUGAAUACUUGACUUAGUUGCUGAUGGUUCAUUUUAUUUGUUUUGUUUCCUGAUUUACAUGUACAUUAUCGAAUAUAAUAUCAGUUCUGGUUAUUAUGGUUUAUUAUUUAUUUUAUUUAUGAUAAAAUGUGAAAAUGAUAAUCACCCAGUCACAUUAUUACAGUGACAUAAUUAUAAAUUUGCUUUGGGAGGUACAUAUUUACUAAUAAUCUUUCACAGGUUAACCGCCAUGAGCCCGUAGAUGAUAUAAGAAUAGAUAGGACAUGCCCACGGGGCAUAGCUUUAUAAUUAAUUAUAUCAUGCAGAUCAACUUGAAGUUGGCAAAUUUGAAUCAUUAGGUAGUGCAUUACUAUUUACUUGUUUGUAACGCUUCUACAUUGGCGGCAGUAGGGUGCACGCACAGCAGCGACCCUAGCGGAUUAUUAUUGAAAUGGCAACAAUAAGCGAAUCACACUGGUCGAGCAGUAGCCAGUCCAUACUAUUAUAUUAUGUUCGUGGACAUGCCUAUACCAGUUUCAUAUGGGGCUGUGUGCUUCCCAAGAGAGAAAGACAAUAUGGGGCGUUUUUUAAGGUUAUGUCCAAAAACUGUUUACAAUAUUUGUCAAUUUCAAAUUUGUAUUUUGAUUGUUGUGUCUGAAAAUGGAAAUUGGAAUACUCAAAAUUUUCUAGCGAUAAGUUCUUAUGUCCUAUCCAUUCUUAUAUUAUCUAUGCACGAGCUCCUCUUGGGCUCUCACUAUUCUACUCCCGUACACCACGGGUUUUAUUCAUAGGUUUACUUGAAAACAGUUUUGACGAUUUAAACAAAAAUUGAUAAAAAAAAAAAACUAAUAAUGAUAUCUGCAAGCUUAUAAUACCAUUAGAAAGUGGCAACACUGUACAUUUUAAAUCAGGCUAGAAAAUACUGAUUAUUGUGACUCUAAACGAGCUCUCGCUGAAAAUCGAUUUCAGGUCUCAAUUGUCAAUCUUAGCAAUAUUUUUGAGAACCCAAAUAGAUUCUCAAAAUCGAUUUUAAGUAACUUGAAAAAAACCCGUGGCGGUUAACCUGUUAAAUAUAAUUGAAUAAUUCAUUUAUAAUAUUAUUGUUAAUUAAUUACGACUUAGAAGCUAAAACUAAGAUUGUGUUAUUAGUUUAUUACUAUUUAUCUCUGUGUGUAUUAUUACAGAAAAAUGUAUGUUAUUUUUUUUUAUAUAGAAUUUGAAAUGUGUACUUUUAAAAAGUAUUUGAGUGUUACUUAUAUGCAUCUGUCUAAUUAGUAUUCGGUAUUUUGAUAUGUAUUUUAAAUACUUUUACCAAAAAGUAAUAUAUAAAACUUAUACCUUUUC
Molecule: messenger RNA, 4632 nt
Organism: Metopolophium dirhodum (rose-grain aphid)
Lineage: Eukaryota; Metazoa; Arthropoda; Insecta; Hemiptera; Aphididae
Product: eukaryotic initiation factor 4A-III
Exons: 10
Coding region: 178-1383 (401 amino acids)
Cellular component (GO): catalytic step 2 spliceosome; nucleolus
Molecular function (GO): mRNA binding; ATP binding; RNA helicase activity
Source: RefSeq, a predicted model, not a curated record